AUGUCUAACUACAAUAACGAUCAAGAGAAGAUAGUAUUGAAAGUUUUAUCGUAUAAACCUCAUCAAUACUACGAAAUAUUGUCAGUCGAGAAAACUGCUAAUGAUUCAGAGAUCAAGAAGUCAUAUCGUAAGCUAGCUGUGAAAUUACAUCCAGAUAAGAAUCCACAUCCAAGGUCGUCGGAAGCAUUCAAAUACUUAAAUAAAGCAUGGGGUGUCUUGAGUGAUCCGUCCAAGAAAAGAAUAUUCGAUCAAACAGGAUCAGAUCCAGAUACGAGGUUCUCAGGUCAACCUGAAGCCGGUGGUAUGGGGGGGAUGAGAGGUAGUCCAUUCGCAACAACGAGUGGAUUUAAUGGGGGAUUUGAAGAUGAUAUUUUUAAUUUGUUCUUCGGGGGUAACAGGCAUGCCAGUGGUGGACCAGCAUUUACAUUUGGAAACAACGGGUUUACAUUUCAGUCCUUUGGUGGUGGUGGCGAGCAUCCUUUUUUUGCCAGUAAUACUAGAACAAGACAACAACAAGCGCAGCAACAGCGCCAGCGUCGUCAACAGAGACAGCAAACCGAAGAGCCAUCAUUUGUCACUACUAUCAAACAACUCAUGCCAAUCAUACUAUUCAUUUUGGUUCCAUUGCUUUCUACGUUCUUUUCGGAAUCAUCAUCUCCCGAUUAUUCGUUCAAUCUUUCUCCAAUAUACAAUACUGAAAGGCUUACUCCAACAUUCAAAAUUCCAUUCUAUGUGACGAAGGACUUUAUAAACAAGAAAAAAUUGAGUGGUAGACAAUUGAAGAACUUUGAUUACAAGGUGGAAAAUUUAUUUGUACAAGAUAAGAGAGGCAAGUGCUCCAAGGAACAGAUCAGGAAAAAUGAGAUGAUGGAGGAUGCACAAGGUUGGUUCUCAACUGAUUAUGAAAAAUUAAGACGAGCAGAGGCCAUGCCAAUGCCUAACUGUCAAGCUUUAAGACAAUUGAAUUUAAUUUAG
Debaryomyces hansenii CBS767 is the source of this 975-nucleotide messenger RNA. It is a transcript of the gene HLJ1, whose product is annotated as type I HSP40 co-chaperone. Gene Ontology annotation, cellular component: endoplasmic reticulum membrane. NCBI's taxonomy places the organism in Eukaryota, Fungi, Ascomycota, Pichiomycetes, Serinales, Debaryomycetaceae. The record is from RefSeq and is a predicted model, not a curated record. The transcript has a single exon. The coding region runs from base 1 to 975 and encodes 324 amino acids. Gene Ontology annotation, molecular function: Hsp70 protein binding. Gene Ontology annotation, biological process: cellular response to misfolded protein.